AUGAAGCACGCUCUGCUGGAGUCUAACGAGGCCAUCAAGGACCUCAGCGCCUUGGUGCAGAAGAGCCUGGACCUGCAGCAGGAGGUGCACGCCACGCUGGCGGCGCUGCAUGCCUCGGGGUUGCCCACUGCCCCAGCUGCGCCGAACAAUGGGGGUGGCGGCGGCGCCUGUGGAGGCAGUGGUUCCGGCUCCAACGACACGGAGAAUGCAACGCACGCCUCAGAGCUGAAGCGCGCGGUUGCAACUAUCAUGGAGCCAGCGAGACUCUCUUGCAUCACUGAAGGUGAUGGUACUGGUGAUAAGGGUCUCAGCAUGUGGCCGGACCACAAGCUGGUGGUGAAGUGGAGUGCGGCAACGGGCGUUAUCUGGGAGAACCAGAAGGAGAGGCUGAUGUACUGCCUCAACCACUCGACGGAGCACAGCAACACCUGGUCGGCAGUCACGACUCGCAUGCGCGGUGGCAUCACCCGCGUGGGCAAGACUGUCCUCUUCCGGUUUUUUGGCAUUCCGCGCCAUGUGGCGGAUAUGCCCAAAGAGGUGCCAUGGAGGGUGGUCACCUGUACGGUGUAUCGCAUUCCUCGAACGGCAUUCGAGGCGUACCCAAUCGCUAGAUACUCUAUGCCUUGGCACUGCAACGAGGACGGCCUGCCCUUUAGCACCGAUGAGUUUGAGAUCUUCAUAGCUGCUGCCUACUGGCGCCUCCUGCAGCGCAAGGUGCUGCGUAUCUACCCGUACACGCUGGCGUUCGCCUUGUAUGGGGCGGAGUACCCUGUUGUGCACCAUGAUCGCAACAGGGCUGGACUACCCACCAAGGACACCCCCAACAUCCACAACACCGAUCGCAUGCGCGCGAUUGUGGUCAACUGGAUGCGGGAUGCCAUCGUAUGCACGUAUGGCACUCCCCAGGGGGCGUACCAGUUUAGCGCGGGCACCCACUUCCGUGUGCUCAUCGCUUUCCCUCCUCCCGCCGAGGUCAGGGCAUUGCCCACAGAGAUUGUCGGGCCUGAGAUAGGCGAUGCUGACGACGAGAUCCCUACUGCUCCUGCUGGGCCUGCACAGGCCUAA
Molecule: messenger RNA, 1065 nt
Organism: Closterium sp. NIES-65
Lineage: Eukaryota; Viridiplantae; Streptophyta; Zygnematophyceae; Desmidiales; Closteriaceae
Source: the annotation of a GenBank genome assembly